Diplodia corticola is the source of this 1782-nucleotide messenger RNA. RefSeq lists its product as uncharacterized. The record is from RefSeq and is a predicted model, not a curated record. The transcript has a single exon. The coding region runs from base 1 to 1782 and encodes 593 amino acids. Lineage: Eukaryota; Fungi; Ascomycota; Dothideomycetes; Botryosphaeriales; Botryosphaeriaceae.
AUGGUCAGGCACCAGUCGCAAGAACCCUUCCUUCUACGCGAGUCCAUGGAAACACCAAAGGGUUUUGGCAAGGCCAAUUCGGGCCGGAAAGGCCUGCGGCAAUUUCUUGUCAGCAACCCAGAAGUCAUUCUCGCAAUGGCUGUCGGCAUCGCCUGUGUCAUGGCCAUUUUCGGCUUCACGCUCUGGCUGAGCAGACAGCUAUUUGAAUGCCCGGCUUGGGCCAUAGGUUGCGACAUCCCAUCCUCGGUCGCGAGCAUGGCGGACAAUCUUGGAUUGGUCCAGGGCAUCAUCGCUGCAGUGUACGCUGUUUCCAUGGCCGGACCCGUCUAUACAGUAUGCGCCCUCGGCGAGGCGGCAGUGUGGCCAAUCUUGAACAAGCAAGCGAAGACUCUGAAAGAGCUGGACUCCUUCCUCUCUGCUGCUCGUGGAUCCAUCGCAUCGUUGCCCUUGGCGUACAUGGCCACCCGCUCGACCGAAGCCCUAGUGGUGAUUCUGUGCAUCACCAUCGCAACAAUUACCCCGUUGACCGUCUCGCCUCUCGUUGGAUACGCCUACACUCGACAUGAUGUGUCAACUGAGUAUAUUGGCAAUUAUAUGGCUGGAGGAGUCCUAAGGAACAAGUUCAUCCAGAAAAAUCCUCCCGUUCGUCUCCCUGCGGCCGCCGCCCAGGCUUUCAAUCUCUAUACCUCUUGGUCCAGUAACCUGUCUUCUGAGGCGAUGCCAAACGUCCGAGAAUUCAUCGUCAAUCGUAACCGGUUGGCCGAUCGAGGAGUGGUAUCGGUCAAUGCCGUGAAGGUCGAGAAGCGCAUAAACUGCAGUGGGCACGCUGUCGAAUUAACCGACUACGACAAGGUCUCCGUCACAGCAGACACCAAGAUGGCGGGAAACAGCAGCAACACUACGCGGAUCAGGGUGCAGCCCGUGCUCACUCUAUGGGUUGAUGAUAUCAAAUACGUAAGCGAGACAAGGACGGUAUCGACCCUUGUAUUCGCAGCCAUCAACGGCACUAUCGAGAACGGCGAGUCUUCGGAACCAACAAAAGCAAUGAAAGACCAAGGCUAUACCGGCGUGUCGGCCGUAUCCUGUGAUGUCGAUGUCAGUUUGGUUGACUCUUCAUUCGAAAUUGGCAGUGGAACGUCAAAUUUCACUACAGUUUCCAAUCUGGAUAUGCUGGAAGGGCCUACCAGCCCGGAGUCCCCGUACGGUGAUCUUGGCGACAUGGCUGCAUGGUUUGGGGCCGUACCAUCGGUCAUGGGUCUCAGCGUGCAUGGAACACAGCCCAUGUUCGUGGACUCACAGCCUCUUCCAAAGGCGUAUGCUACUUGGACGGGGCCACAAACGUUCCAUUGGAAGCUCGACACAAUUCACAAAUUCAUCAACGUCAGCUCGGGGGCCUUGGCCACGUCGUUGCACUACAUCGAAGGUAGCGAUGAGCCAAGCACCAAUUCAACGAGCCAAACUCUGGUAUCACGAAAGAACAUGAAAAGAAUGAACCCUUCGCGGGCGUAUUACCUGCUCAUCCCGCCUCUGGUAGUAUUGGCCAUCAUCGGCUCUCUGGCUUCCUGGAGUUACUGGAUUCACAAACGUGCAAACAUACCCAUCAUGCGUUUGGCCCACGUCUCGGAGGUGAUCAAGAGUUCGCAGACUGCAGACAUUUCGGAGCCGGCCAGUGAGGACGCGAAGAUACCGAACCAGCAAUCCAGCCUGAAAACCAUGAAGGUGAAAUUUGGAGUCGCGACUGGCGGAGUUGUCGGGCUCGGCGAGGAUGUAGAAGACUUUUGA